AUGAUCUCAACGGCAUCCAGCACGGCUGAGAUGGUGACACAAGGUAAACUUCAGAUCAACACCGUGGAAAAUGUUGAAGAUAAACACUCAAGCAGACUGGGAUGCUGUGGUUGGCUGUUGGUCCUCAUAUCCCUCCUCUUUGUAGUAGCGACCUUCCCUAUUUCCAUAUUAAUGUGUGUCAAGAUAGUGAAGGAGUACGAGCGAGCUGUUAUCUUUAGACUGGGCCGGAUCACAGACAGGAAACCUAAAGGGCCAGGACUUUUCUUUGUUCUGCCCUGCACUGAUACCUUUGUGAAGGUCGAUCUGAGAACUAUCUCCUUUGACAUCCCUCCACAAGAGAUCCUAACCAAAGACUCGGUGACAGUGUCUGUGGAUGGUGUCGUGUACUUUCGCAUACACUGCCCCAUCUCAGCUGUGGCCAAUGUGUCAAACGCACACUCAUCCACACGGCUGCUGGCUCAAACCACCCUGAGGAAUGUGCUCGGGACCAAGAACCUGUCAGAACUUCUAUCAGACAGAGAGGGCAUAUCACACAGUAUGCAGGAAUCCCUGGAUGACGCGACUGACCCGUGGGGCAUUAAGGUGGAACGCGUGGAGAUCAAGGAUGUGAAGUUGCCUCAGCAGCUGCAGAGAGCCAUGGCAGCAGAGGCAGAAGCCAGUCGGGAGGCCAGAGCAAAGUUCAUCGCUGCUGAGGGGGAGAUGCAGGCCUCCAGGGCUCUGAAAGAAGCAUCUCUGGUAAUUGCUGAGUCACCCUCUGCUCUCCAGCUGCGAUACCUGCAGAGCCUCACCUCCAUCGCAGCAGAGAAGAACUCUACCAUCAUCUUCCCUAUGCCCAUAGAUCUGUUGCAGGGUUUUAUGCAUAGGAAGUAACAGCUUGUUGUUAUUGUUACUGUUAAAAACUUCAGUGUUUCCCCUUUUAGACACUGUAUGCUCCAAGCAGCCUAGUGUAUUUACUUCUUAACUGCACUCUGCACUGCAUAAUCACUUCUUAUAGAAAGUUUUCUAUUUUUACUACGACAAAAUAAAAGCUUUAUGUCACUUCCAUACAUAUAUUACUGAAUAAAUAUGUAUUUAAAGAUAUAUCCACACCAAAUCUCACUU
Molecule: messenger RNA, 1101 nt
Organism: Larimichthys crocea (large yellow croaker)
Lineage: Eukaryota; Metazoa; Chordata; Actinopteri; Sciaenidae
Gene: stoml3a
Product: stomatin (EPB72)-like 3a
Exons: 7
Coding region: 1-870 (289 amino acids)
Cellular component (GO): plasma membrane
Source: RefSeq, a predicted model, not a curated record